AUGGACAAUAAAAAGGCAGCAGAAGAUCUGACUGAUUACUUUAAAACAUACUUUGGGAACAAUCUUCAAAAAGAGCUACUGAAAGCUCCCCCAUCCACUGAUGACGUCUUGGCUCCCACCACUCACCUCAUCAGGAAGAGAAGAGAGGAGCUGGACAUACACAAGGCCAUGGAGGCCCUUCAAGAGGACUUUGCCAUGAACCUGAUGGCCCAGUGUGUCAGAGAUAAAGAGCUGAAGGAGAGGGAGGUUGAGUUAAAGGAAUACCUCAGGAACUUCAACACAUUUCUCCAGUUCCAGGAGGCGUGGCAGGUGAUGUCCAGGGUGGACACUCUGGUCCAGACCAGGGAAGAACUACUGACCAGCAUCAAACAGAACCAGGAGUGUUGUGAGACGACCCGGACCCAGCUGACCCAGUACCUGGAGCAGAACGACGACCGCCUACUGCACUACAACAACAGGCUGGCCAAGCUACAGAGGAUUCUAGACAGAGUACGCAGUGAGACCAUGCUAUGGGAGUCUCGGUGGGCUCACAUCCAGAAUACGGCAACUACGAAGACCAUGCUCCUGGGCACCAUCAAGAUGGCCACCGUCAACCUGUACCAGACUACCAGCGAGAAGGCCCAGGAUGGGUGGGGCGAGGUCGCUCUGAAGGACACUCUCAAACAGCUGGAUAAGGUGUGUGUGUCUGUGUGUGUGUUACCAUACAAAACUUGCAGUUUAGUAACAGGCUGUCUACAGACCGCUCUGUAGAUAUACUGUAACUAUUUAUAUUUGUUAUGUCUGAAGAUCCUUCUGGGCAAAAUAAAGCUAAUUUAUUCAGUUCAGUUCUAUUCUAUUCUAUUGUCUUGGCACUGUUGUACAGAAAGGCCUUAUGACAUAACCCUAACCCUAACCCUAACCCUAACCCAUAUCAGACAAGAACUUACCAGAAACAUUGUAGGCCAUCAAUGACUGAUUUUUCAAAUGAUGUCCUUCACCUACA
Molecule: messenger RNA, 982 nt
Organism: Salvelinus fontinalis (brook trout)
Lineage: Eukaryota; Metazoa; Chordata; Actinopteri; Salmoniformes; Salmonidae
Product: coiled-coil domain-containing protein 42-like
Exons: 5
Coding region: 1-750 (249 amino acids)
Source: RefSeq, a predicted model, not a curated record